Megalobrama amblycephala (Wuchang bream) is the source of this 717-nucleotide messenger RNA. RefSeq names its product olfactory receptor 52K1-like. The transcript is spliced from 2 exons. The record is from RefSeq and is a predicted model, not a curated record. Gene Ontology annotation, cellular component: membrane. The coding region runs from base 1 to 717 and encodes 238 amino acids. Gene Ontology annotation, molecular function: olfactory receptor activity. Lineage: Eukaryota; Metazoa; Chordata; Actinopteri; Cypriniformes; Xenocyprididae. Gene Ontology annotation, biological process: G protein-coupled receptor signaling pathway.
AUGAUUUCAUUUCAAGCUUUCAUUUCACUCAAACAUUAUUUUUUAUUUAUCACUCUCAAAUGUAUAUCUCUAGUUGGUUGUUUAAUACAAAUGUUUUGCAUUCAUUAUGUUGGAGCAUUUCAAUCUACUUUGCUUUUGUGGAUGGCACUGGACCGUUACUUUGCAAUUUGCAAACCUCUUUACUAUCACAAAUACACGGAAAUCCCUAACUUUCUAAAGUUUGUUGUUGUGCCAUUAAUCAGAAAUGGACUCCUGGUAGUCACCAUGGUCACUCUGGCUGGAAAAUUGUCAUUUUGUUCAACAAAUGUGAUCGAUCACUGUUUUUGUGAACACAUGGCAUUGGUUCAGUUAGCAUGUGGAGAUAUAUCUAUUAAUAACUUGGUUGGACUUUUGACUGCUUUCCUUAUACCAACUGCAGAUUGCAUUCUCAUUACUGCUUCCUACAUUGUGAUUUUUGCCUCUGUGUUUAAAUCUGGUAAGGCCCAAAUAAAGCCCAUAAACACCUGCAUUACUCACAUCAUUGUUAUGUUUUUUACUUUGACUUUUGCCCUGAUUGCAUUCUUGUCAUACAGAAUAAGAAAUAAUUUUUCUCCCAGUAGUCGUGUAUUUGUGAGCACAAUGUACUUACUUUUUCCAAGUUGUUUUAACCCAAUUAUUUAUGGAGUGAGAACAAAAGAAAUAAGACAAAGGUUUCUUCAGUUUAUUAAAAAGGUAUAA